AUGCCACACGCAAGACACGAAGUUUUCGCCGCUGUUGAUGAAAACCCAACUAUAGCAGAAAAACCGGAAACCAUAGAAAUUACAGGCGAAUUUACUGGAAAUCCUUUUAAACAUGUUGUAAAUGGUCAAAAAAAUGCAGUUAAAUUUACUUUUGACAACAAAGGAGAAGAAAGUUAUACCAUUAACUUGAUCGGAGGAGCCUUGUUUAAUAAAGACAAUCUCGAUCAAAUCGUUCAAAAUAUUUCAUACGCUCGUUUUGCUACUCCCGUACCAGCAAUGGAUCAUGUUGAUAUUUCAUAUAAUUUUUAUGCUGAAUUUAAACCCCAAGAAUAUGAACUUGUUCUUUAUGUCUUAUUUGUUGAUAAGGAUAAAAAACAAUUUAAAGGAGUUGGAUUUAAUGAAACUGUCACCAUAGUUGAUCCAGAUCAAUCUAUAUUUGAUUUACAACUUAUUUUCUUGUAUUUGAUACUUUCGGGAUUUGCUUUAGGUACGGGAUACAUGAUCUUCCAAGCAUUCUUUGGUGGAGCGAAAACUAGAAAAGGAAAAAAGCGACCUACUAAAAGAAGUGUUGAUGACCCAGCUGCUGGUAUAAGUACAUCAUCAGAUAAAUAUGAUGAAGCCUGGAUCCCCGAUCAUUUUAAAACCACCACAACUGCAACUCUUUUUGUUGCUUCCCAUAUGAAGCUUGUACCACGUCGCGAAGAAAGUAAAUUAAUGUAG
Messenger RNA from Diversispora eburnea, 720 nucleotides. The record is from the annotation of a GenBank genome assembly. Lineage: Eukaryota; Fungi; Glomeromycota; Glomeromycetes; Diversisporales; Diversisporaceae.